Capra hircus (goat) is the source of this 2692-nucleotide messenger RNA. It is a transcript of the gene KLHL17, whose product is annotated as kelch like family member 17. The record is from RefSeq and is a predicted model, not a curated record. Bases 112 to 2043 code for a protein of 643 amino acids. The transcript has 12 exons. NCBI's taxonomy places the organism in Eukaryota, Metazoa, Chordata, Mammalia, Artiodactyla, Bovidae. Gene Ontology annotation, molecular function: protein binding.
GGAUCGAGGGACGCCCAGCCGGUCGCCACCGCGGAGCAGCCCUUCAGCCGCCCGGCAUCGGCUUGUCUGUGUGUCCUCCGCGGAUCGGCGGCGGGCCAGCGGCCGAGCCCCAUGCAGCCUCGCACCGAGCGCCCCGCCGGCAGGACGCAAAGUCCGGAGCACGGCAGCCCCGGGCCCGCGCCGGAGGCUCCGCCGCCGCCGCCGCCGCCGCAGCCUCCAGCCCCUGAGGCAGAGCGUGCCCGGCCCCGGCAGGCCCGGCCCACAGCCCCCAUGGAAGGCACAAUGCAGCUGCUGAGCCGAGAGGGCCACGCUGUGUCCCACAACUCCAAGCGGCACUACCACGACGCCUUCGUGGCCAUGAGCCGCAUGCGACAGCGCGGCCUCCUGUGUGACAUCGUCCUGCACGUAGCUGCCAAGGAGAUCCGGGCACACAAGGUGGUGCUAGCCUCCUGCAGCCCCUACUUCCACGCCAUGUUCACAAACGAGAUGAGUGAGAGCCGUCAGACACACGUGACACUGCACGACAUCGACCCUCAGGCCCUGGACCAGCUGGUGCAGUUUGCAUACACAGCCGAAAUCGUGGUGGGAGAAGGCAACGUGCAGACUCUGCUCCCAGCAGCCAGCCUCCUGCAGCUGAAUGGCGUCCGAGACGCCUGCUGCAAGUUCCUGCUAAGCCAGCUGGACCCCUCCAACUGCCUGGGCAUCCGGGGCUUCGCCGACACACACUCCUGCGGUGAUCUGCUCAAGGCGGCACACAGGUACGUGCUGCAGCACUUCGUGGACGUGGCCAAGACCGAGGAGUUCAUGCUGUUGCCGCUGAAGCAGGUGCUGGAACUGGUCUCUAGCGACAGCCUGAACGUGCCUUCAGAGGAGGAUGUCUACCGUGCCGUCCUGAGCUGGGUGAAGCAUGAUGUGGAUGCCCGGAGGCAGCAUGUUCCUCGGCUGAUGAAGUGUGUCCGCCUGCCCCUGCUGAGCCGGGACUUCCUGCUGGGCCAUGUGGACGCUGAGAGCCUGGUGCGGCACCACCCAGACUGCAAGGAUCUACUCAUCGAGGCCCUCAAGUUCCACCUGCUGCCCGAGCAGAGGGGCGUCCUGGGCACGAGCCGCACCCGGCCCCGGCGCUGUGAAGGCGCUGGUCCUGUGCUCUUUGCUGUGGGUGGUGGGAGCCUGUUCGCCAUCCACGGGGACUGUGAAGCAUAUGACACGCGCACUGACCGCUGGCACGUGGUGGCCUCCAUGUCCACACGCCGAGCCCGGGUGGGCGUGGCGGCAGUGGGGAACCGGCUGUAUGCUGUGGGCGGUUACGACGGGACUUCAGAUCUGGCCACCGUAGAGUCCUACGACCCUGUGACCAACACCUGGCAGCCGGAGGUGUCCAUGGGCACGAGGCGCAGCUGCCUGGGUGUGGCUGCCCUGCAUGGGCUCCUGUAUGCAGCUGGUGGCUACGAUGGGGCCUCUUGCCUCAACAGUGCUGAGCGCUAUGACCCCCUGACGGGAACGUGGACAUCCAUCGCCGCCAUGAGCACACGGAGGCGAUACGUGCGCGUGGCCAUGCUCGAUGGAAACCUGUAUGCCGUGGGUGGCUAUGACAGCUCAUCACACCUGGCCACCGUGGAGAAGUAUGAGCCCCAGGUGAACUCCUGGACGCCCGUGGCCUCCAUGCUGAGCCGGCGUAGCUCGGCAGGCGUGGCGGUGCUGGAGGGGGCCCUCUACGUGGCUGGUGGCAAUGAUGGAACCAGCUGCCUCAACUCUGUGGAGAGAUACAGCCCCAAGGCAGGCGCCUGGGAGAGUGUGGCGCCCAUGAACAUCAGAAGGAGCACACACGACCUGGUGUCCAUGGAUGGAUGGCUGUACGCCGUGGGGGGCAAUGACGGCAGUUCCAGCCUCAACUCCAUCGAGAAGUACAACCCGAGGACCAACAAGUGGGUGGCCGCGUCCUGCAUGUUCACGCGGCGUAGCAGCGUGGGCGUGGCGGUGCUGGAGCUACUCAACUUCCCUCCGCCCUCUUCACCCACGCUCUCCGUGUCGUCCACCAGCCUCUGACCCAGUGGCACGGCUGCACAGAGGCCGGCCGGCGGCCUCCCUCGUGCCUUAAGCCCCCAGGGCCCAGCACUUCCCUCCCCUGCUCGUGGGGCGGGGCUUGGCCCCCACCAGGGACAUCCAGCGCCGACCGUCCACCGUGCGUCUAGCCCGGGCGUUACUGUGUUUCUUUCUCAGUGUUUGUGUGUGCCGUUUAUUUAUUCACUCAUUAAUUUAUUGAUUGAUGUUGAGCAGGCUGCAGCUACCCAUUUCUUCGUUUACUCUUGAAGUGUCCUAUCUCUGGGGCCAAGCUGCUCUCCUGGGUGUCCUCCCACCCUACUGAGGGCCCUGGGGAGCAAUGGAGUGGACACUGGCAUUCCCCAUGGGUGAGGAGCCAACUUGGACUCUGCACACCUGGAGGGACCGAGGGGUGAUGCAGAGCAGUUAUGGGCCGGGGCCUUUCUGAGUCAGGUGCAGACCCCCCAGCCUGUGCUUUGCACACCACCCUUGACGUGCCCAGCCAGACACUCUCCCAGGGAGGGCACAAAUUGGGCUUCCUUCCCAUGGCUGUGGUGUCAUUUCUGGAUCCUGCACUGAGCUGGGCACCAUCUGCUGCCAACCCCACACAGCAAUAUGAGCCACUUGAACAAUAAACAUGUUUCUUGGGCUCUGC